Anoplophora glabripennis (Asian longhorned beetle) is the source of this 15728-nucleotide messenger RNA. RefSeq names its product E3 ubiquitin-protein ligase UBR4 (gene poe). The record is from RefSeq and is a predicted model, not a curated record. Bases 1 to 15543 code for a protein of 5180 amino acids. NCBI's taxonomy places the organism in Eukaryota, Metazoa, Arthropoda, Insecta, Coleoptera, Cerambycidae. The transcript has 40 exons. Gene Ontology annotation, molecular function: zinc ion binding.
AUGGCAGAUGCGAUGGCCGCAAGCAGUGGCGGAGUAGAUUGGGCCACAAUAUUAAAACCAUUUUUAUCUGUGAAUUACGAGACUUCUAACAAAGCAGAAUUGAUAGAAUUAUGUUCAGCGAUCGUAAAGAGUGAAUCUGAGAUUUUACGCCACAAGGAUAGUAACAAAAACUUUUAUAAUCACUUUGCUGUGUUAGCCUCAGAUUAUAUUAGCAGCAGUACAUCUGGCUUGUCCGCAAGUCAGUUAGAGACAGUUAGUGCUGCAUGUCGUGUUUUACUCAAGUAUUUAUUAAGUGCCCUACAGACAGCUAGUAGUGAUACGAACAUCUCUAAUAACCAAAUCAAACGUUAUUUAAAUGCGGUUCGAGUGUUGUGCAUAGGAAAAGGUCUGCUGACCACCACAGAAGUUACUGUCCUUGUCGACACCAUGAAGGGGGAAAAUUUGCCCCAACAUGCCAAUCCUACACCAACAGGCAAUGAAAAGGAUGUAAGCAACAAGCAAGAGAGUUCCAAGACCCGAUCUGACCUAUCGAUUAGCAUUUUUGAACAACUGACUUUACCAUUAAGAGAUGGACAUACCACAACCCUUGACCAAAGCCCUAGCGGAACAACUAGUGCGCCAGAGACUUCUGCUGGAAAUGAUCCCACAUCUGAAAUUAAUAAGCUAUUUCUUAAAACCAACACCGAAAGUUUGCAAGCUCUCAGAGCAGGAGAUACUCUCGUGGAUCUUUGUUUGAAUCUACCUUCUAUAAAAAGAGCAAAAACCAAAGUCGAAGAUGCCUUGGCCGGCAAACCCUUCAGCAUACCCACCACUCAUUCCGAGGCCACAGCUCUAAGAAACGGGCUCGCCUCAAACGUGUCUGAAAUCAACUUGGCCAUGUCGGCGAUAAAUUUGCCCGUCCUAGAACCUCUCACGCCCAGUAAGCUAGAUAAGCUAUGCAGUCUAGCGAUGGCAGUGCUGCACUGUGCCGUUGGACAAGCGACUGCGAGUGCAGUUUUGUCUACCGGAACGGCGGUAUCCCCGAAAUGUUCUAAUCAACCGAACCAAACAGGAUUGAAGGAAGACGAUUUGGAUUCCAAUGCCGUGGCAUUGGUGGAAGAAGCCCUGAAUAUGUACAGUUACAUCGGCAAUACUAUUAAAGCUUCGACGAGAGCUGGAGGACAUGUGUACCAAAAUUAUCUGUUGGCUGGGGCUUGGGUCCUCAUCUCCGGUCUCCAGACCCAUCUUACCGCCAGCACCUCUUCCGAAAAAAAUCCUCAUUUGCGUGAAAGAGACGAAAAAGGCCGAAGCCCUUGCAAAACCAGAGAUUCGAAUUCUGCCAGGUCCGGACUGCAGAAAUUCCAACAAUCCUUCGGAGUGCUGUCCGUAGCCUUGGCCACCAGAGCCUUGACUUUACUAUCGGAGUUAUUCGAUGAUUUACACUUAGAAGUUUGCGGCGGAGCGGGAAGCAUCGUACAGGUUGAACCUGCACCGUUAGCAGUAAUGGGACAAUUCACGGCACUUCAAAGGGUCUCGAGAAUUUUAAACGCAGCACCAUUGAACCAUCUUUUAUUUUACCUGGCCAUUGUUAGUUACCGCAAAGCUUGCACCUUGAAAAGGCUUCACCCACCAGAGGGUGACACUUUCAGUCAGUCCGACUCUACCACUUAUUACGAGGAUAUGAUCAUGUGUUCCAGCGAAAGCUCAACCGAUGAAGAUGAUGACAGCGAACCGAUAUUAGGGCAAUGGUUUGAGGAAACCCUCGCGCCUCCCGACACGACCGAAGCGAAAACUCCGUCGACUUCGGACAAUGUCGAGACGAAAACCUCCCAGUCCGACCGAGUCCGUUCUAUAGUACCGGAAAGAGGGGAAGCUCAUGGUUACAUUUCCUUAGCCACCAGUAUAUUCGUAUUCCUAAACAAGCAUUUCCUUUGCUCCAAGAGUACUUAUAUCACCAGGUACGUUAAAAACGGACUCACGGAACAGCAGAUGAUCAUCUUGGCGGCCAUCAUAAGGGAUUUGGACAGGGAGACGGCCAGAACGGAAGUUGUGCUAGGUCAACUGUAUUGCGAGUUCUCUGGGGCCCUGACGAGAUUCACCCACAAUUUAAUAACCAACAACAAUCUGAGUUCACUCCAAGCCUGCCUCUUGAAUCACCUCGGUGUAUCGCCAUGGAACACAGACGUACCACACGCUUGGCCGCUACAGGUUUAUCCCAGAACUCUGGCCGUUUUAUCACAGGUCCUACUUCUGAGGCCUCAGAACGAGAAAGAGGCGUCUGUUAUCAGCAUUUGGCACAGGCUGGUAAACACUUUGAUCGAGAAUGUGUUGAACACACCACAGACUUCGAGUGCAGAAUCGGAAAAUGAAGAUUUAAAUGUAGAGCAUGCCCAAGUCUUGCUGUACCUGUUCCAUUCUCUGAAUCUGAUGCAAAAGAAAUCGGUGGUUCUGCUGAUGGCAGGGGGCGUAUUGAGGUGUUCCGAAAUUGCUAGAGGCCCUCUGAAAGAUUCCCAGCUUUUGCAUUUGUCCAGGUUGUUGCUGCUCUUCGACUACAUCAUGAAACAUCUCUAUGACGCUCCAACGUCUCUAUUAGAGCAGAUACAAUGGAAUCUAUUCUAUUCGACAAACCUCAACACUGACAAAGAGAAAGAGAACAACAUGUCCAGAAUGUACACGGCUUGGCAAGAUAUCGAAGACAACUACAGGAAGAUUUCUUCUGCCGACGAAUUUGCCAUGAAGCCAAGAUUUUACAUUUUGACUAACUUAGAAGUUAACAACCAGGAUGCACCCAAAUUAGACGGUUUAGCUUGCAAUUUCAUACUCGGAACUCCAGACAAGCUGCGUUAUCCAUUACUGCUUGACGCUUUGAUUGAAAUCUUGAACAUCACCCACGUGACAUCAGGCGCGAGCGUCUCGAAAAUGAGCUUCUUGGGGCUCUGUGCUACUCAGUACUGUUUCACUAUUUGCUGGAGACUGCUGCAGUUAUUACCACCUUCCGCGAACUACAUGGAACGCUUAGCAGCGGGAGAAAAUUUGGUAGCGGGACCGCUACUACUGCAUUCUUUGAUUUGGGGCCCUAGAGCUUCGCAUAAAAAUUUCAGUAGGUGGCUGAAAGAUUGCCUCGUGAAACAAGGGAUGUACACGCAGCAUACCGACAAGCUGCUUAAAGCGGUAUCGGACGCCGUUAAUAAUAUUAAAUAUGACUCUAGCAACGCUAAAAACUGCAUCAUAGCGCUUACACCUGAUAUUAAAAAAGGUUUGAUCACUAAGGACAACCUUCCACCACUUUGGCAUUUAUUCCUUCUCGACGCACUGUUGGCGAAGGUCCAAGUAUCUCUGGAAGAAUCGGAAGGUAGUAGUGAUUCGUCAUCGGUUUCGAUAUCGGAAAACACUUAUGUGCAGGACUUACUCCCGCACGUUCUGAGACUCACCCAAGCCGUUUUACAUUGCACUAGAUGGUCCUUGCUUCAUUCCGUCGUAGAUCAAAACGAGGCCACUGGCAAAUCGUCUUUGCAGGACUUCGAAGGACUGCAAGACGUACUGGCCAUCGCGUCGAAUAAGAACGUUCUGACGAACACCUUGGCUUCGGAGUUGUCGUCGCUGUUACCCACCGCGGUUAGUUCCGUUCAGCAACAGUGGAAUACUUCGACCCUUGAGGACAUCUCAUCGACUCCGUACCAAAGCGACAUAAUCCCAUCGGAAAGCUUCAUACUGAAAAUUGUAGACACCCACAUAUCAACCCUCUCGAUGAGCAGCCCCUUCACUAUAAACUUAUCCUUAAAACGGCUCCUUCAAUGCCUCGUCAAAUUCAUAUGCGACCACGCCCCGAAAGUGGAAAACACCGACACCAAAAACAAGGCUAUAGAAAUGCUUGUAUCGAUUACCCUCGAUCUGAGAACGGAAUUCUUACAUAACAGCGUCACGAAAACCUUAGAAAAAAUGAUCGGCGACACGGAAACGGACGAGCAUCAGAAGCGAGUGUACCUCCGGGUGCUAGAUCACACUUACCGGUUGAUUAUAAACUACACGUCGUCGAAUUCCGGCACGUACAGCACCAACAUUAACGAGAAGAUCUUGCACAACUGCCUGAAGUUCUAUGAGAAGAUUAUCGAGAAGUCGUCGGGACGGCAAGCUUUGGAGACCUUUUUCACUGGCGAUAAAGACCUCGUGAAAGUGCUCAUGUCCGUUUCCAGCCAGUUAAUGUCCCAGCAGUACAGCACCAGGGUGUUGCACUUCUUCAACAAGUUGUUCCAAGCUGCUGAGAAAAGUUCCACGGACCCAAGCCUGAAUUAUUUGUGCUCCAGCAUGAGCAAACUAGCCAGUGUCGACGGAGACAAGUUACAGACUUGGCUGAGACAGAUUAUAAUCGGCUCCAGCAAUAUAGAAAUACCAGUGACUACAGUUACUUUGAACAAAGGGGAACCUUCUUCGUCUAAUGAAGCAAAGUGGACGAUAACCGCGGUCGAUAGUAAAGAUACGAAUGUUUCCCCGCCGACUAAUGACGACCAGAAAUCGUUGGUGCAGGAAAAUAGCCAGCUUCUACAGGCCCUUACCAGUUUUAUAGUGAAGCAGAACAGCAAUGUGUCUGAAGAGGUUUCCAUAACCAUUUUGAGAGCUUUGGUUCCUUUAGGUACCCAUCUCCUAUCUCCUACGCUUGAAGGCACUGGAUUUACCGAUCUUAUGGUGGUCAUGACUAUGCUGGCGGAUGCUGGAUCCGGAAAAGGUCACACUUACUUAUUUCCCGCCACAGCCGAAUGGAUAGAAUUGUGCAACAAACACACGUCAAUCAAAGAAGUCCUCGAAAAGAUUAAAGCAAGUCCAGACUCUGUGAAAAACAAUCCCAUGUUCGAGGCAGCCUCCUGCAUCCUCGACUAUGUCAGCGACGUGGUCUGUGGAAUAACAUCCCAGCAGUCGUCAAACGUCAGACCGCUCAGCCCCCCUUGGGAAAGCGAAACUCCCCUGGACUUAGACUCAGAGUGGCAAGAAGAAGUGAACGAAGACGACGACAGUGGAGAAGACAGUGACGAAGAUUCGUUAUGCAAUAAACUGUGUACAUUCACGAUUACUCAGAAAGAAUUCAUGAACCAGCACUGGUACCAUUGCCACACCUGCAGGAUGUUGGACGGCGUCGGGGUGUGUUCGAUAUGUGCGAGAGUAUGCCACAAGGGGCACGAUCUGAGCUACGCCAAAUACGGCAACUUCUUCUGCGAUUGCGGCGCUAAAGAAGACGGAUCUUGUCAGGCUCUGGUUAAACGCAGCCCACAGUCGCUGGAGGCGACAGCAGCCGCCGCCACCAGUUCUAAUCAACAGUCCGGUAGUUUUAGUACGGAACAUAUGCUUACGAGUUCUUUACGCAGGCGUACCUCUUCGCCGGUGCCGUCGGAUAAGAUUAUGUUCAAAGAAAAAAAAUCAGGGAACAUUGUGAAACAACUAGACGGUUCUAGAGAAUUCAUCAUCAAUUACUUAGGGUCUAGCUCAGUGACCGGCUCAUUAUUAGAAUUCGUUCAAACCCUCAUACCGGCUGUAGAAGAAACAUGCCACCAAAACUCACCCGUCGGUUGCCACACCCGGGGCGUCAAAGCUCUCGGACAACUGUACUCUACCGACAAAAAAUAUAUCCAUACUGAUCAGUUAAUGGUUCCUACAUUGGGAUCACAAGAAGGCGCUUUCGAAAACGUCCGCAUGAGCUAUGCGGGCGAGCAAGGACAAACGAUAAGGCAGCUGCUCUCCGCUCACAUCGUAAGGAGAGUGGCGAUGUGCUGCAUGACUUCAACACAAGGCCGUCGCCAGCACUUGGCCGUGUCUCACGAGAAGGGAAAGAUCACGGUACUCCAACUAAGCGCGCUUUUGAAGCAAGCCGAUUCUUCUACGAGAAAAUUGACUUUAACGAGACUGGCAACAGCACCUAUACCUUUCACGGUUCUCUCUCUGUCCAGUAACUUGUGUAACGAAGACUUCUUAGCUGUGUGUGGAUUGAAAGACUGCCACAUCCUAACGUUUACGUCUGGCGGUUCGGUGUCCGACCACCUUGUUUUACAUCCCCAGUUAGAAACGGGCAAUUUUAUUAUAAAAGCGGUGUGGUUACCCGGAUCGCAAACCAAACUGGCCUUGGUGACGGCGGAUUUCGUCAAGAUAUACGAUCUUGGAGUGGAUGCGAUCAGCCCUCAGUACUACUUCUUGGUUCCCAGCGGAAAAAUCCGGGACUGCACCUUUAUGUAUGAAGAUGGUAUUUACCACAUACUUUUGAUGUCGUCUCCGGGCCACAUAUACACGGAAGUUUUGAAUGAGGAGAGUUCGACGAAGUACGGCACGUUUUACGUUACGAACACCUUGGAAGUGUUCCAUCUGGACGUUACGGAUGUCAACGGUCAGGUAGCGGGCGGAGGAGUAUCUAUCUACUAUUCCCACACCCUCGGCUUGCUGUUCUACAGUUACGCCCAAGGCAAAAGCUUUAUUUCCCCGAUAUUCCCCAAAAGUAAUUCCUUGUCCGCGGUAUUCCCGAUAACUUUUCCCCCUUCGAAUAACAGCACGUCGAAAAGCAACGGGUCUAGAAACGCAGCAAAUCAACCUCUGUGUCAGUGGACGGAGAUCCCGAACCAUCCGGGUCUAGUGUGUUGCGCUAUGCAGUCCAGUAAUAAUCCCGUCAUCCUCAUGUUGAAACCGGACUCGAUCAUGAUACAGGAGAUCAGAGUUGUACCGUCAAAGUCCAAGAUAAUGGAUAUGGUUGCUAUUAGACACAACUCCGGUAAUGAACUGAGAACGACCUUGAUUCUGCUGUGUGAGGAUGGCAGUUUGAAGAUGUAUAUGGCGAAUAUGGAACAAACAGGUUUUUGGAUGUCCCCCAGCAUACAGGCAACGAUCCCGAGCACAUCCCUGAAGCCGAAGAAGAAGAAAGUUGUGAAGGCGGGCAAAACGUCCAAUUCCGUUACAUUCCCUGUGGACUUUUUCGAGCAUUGCGUUGCUAUGAACGAUGUGGAAAUAGGAGGCAAUGACCUUCUGCAGAUAUACAACCAAUCGCAACUUAAACACAGGUUAAAUACGACGGGUUUGUACGUCGCCUGUAACAAACCACUCGGAUUCUCAAUAGAAGUUACCAACAACGAUUCCAAUAUGGUUAUGACUGGUUUACGGGUACUAGUUGGAAGUCAAGACGUCCAACGUUGUCCUUCAUUUGUUGAAGUAUUUGGGAGGAUAAUUUCAGUAUCUAUUACACGAAGCAGGUGGUACGACAUACCUUUCUCGAGGGAAGAAAGUCUUCAGGCCGACAAGAAAUUGACGAUACUUUUCGGUCCUUCUCAGGACCCAGAAACCGUCACUAUGGUCGACAGUAUAAAAGUCUACGGUAAAACUAAAGACUCAUUCGGUUGGCCUGAAGAAAAUGAUGAAAGCGUACCGGCUAGCACAUCUGGAGUCACACAACCCAUUAAUACCACCAAUGCGGAAGGCGACCAUCACACCGGCGCAGUGACUCAACUUACCAAAUUAGAAAAGCUUGUUGUGGGAAUUCUAGAGUCUCUCGACGGCACAUUCUCAUUGUAUUCCUCCGACGAUAAGCUCGUAACUGUUAAACCCACCACUUUAAAAGUCGCUACUCAACUCCUCACUUUACCUACACCUCCGUUGAUUCAGGUCCACUCUAAGGCUUUGUUGUCAUCACUCCAUGCUACGAAGCAGUUGUACCACAACUACAAGGAUCAAGCGCUGCUGCAGCACGUUUUAACUAGUCUGUCCGCUAUGACAUCCAUUGAGGGUAUCGAUUUGGACGCAGAGAGUUAUUAUAGGUUGGUUUUGAUUGUGAGAGGUAUAGCGGUGUCCAGGCCUCAGAACUUGGUCAAAUUUGCCGACAGCCACACUUCCAUUCAAGAUAUCGUGUUGGAAGAUCCUCUAGAAAGUAAGCCGCUGAACCCAAAAGACACAGAAAGCAGGCGCAAAAACCAACACCUCUUGCUGCAGCUCAUGGACGUUCUGUGGCUCUUACACUCUCUAAACCCAGAAGUACCCGCUUUGGCACCCGUUGUCGUGCAAGGAUUAAAACAUACCGAGCAAGUAGUUCACGCUCUAGUCGAAAUCGUCCACGCUUUUAAUAGCUGCGACACAUACAGCAACGUCACUAUAGGCGUUUACCUGCAGCUGUUGCUCUGUAAAGACCCACAGAUAGCUUUCAGCGCUAGGCAGGCACUAAGCAAAGUGUUAAAGCCGAAAACGAGGAGAAGGAGGGUGUUCAUACCGAGCCCGCCUCAUUGCAUAUCUCCGCCUCCUCCAAAGAAUACCGAUUCUGACGAAGUUAAACCACAACCUGCAAGCACUCAAUCCAGUCAAGAGGACGAAGCCCAACCUAGGCAACAGAAUCAGUACGAUGUCGAUGCCGUUGAGGCUAUAGGUCUCUUAGAACAGCCGAAUCAUGGACAAAACAACCAUAACGUUAACCCACUGGAAGCUUUACUGGGCGGUGGCGUAGGAUUUCCUCCAUUACUGGAUAUUCCCCCAGAUGCCGAUGACGAAACGAUGGUGGAACUGGCGAUAGCUCUUAGUUUGCAGGAACAUGAAAUCGGUGGCGAACAGAACCCAGCGCUUCACAACCUCCAAGUCCAACUGGGCAAUGAAAACCUAGCACAUCAAGUAGGUCAAUCGGCCCAAGCUCAAGAAGCGGCCAACUUCAGCGACACGACAGCGUCUGCUGCUGGUUCCGACGAUGAAGGAUCAACUGCUGCCACGGACGGUUCUACCCUGAGAACUUCCCCGGCAGAACAAGGGGGUAGUGCUGGUUCCGAGAGCGGCGGAAGUGGGGUGGAAAGCAUCACCGGGGAACACAACGUAUCCGGGAGGUCUUCUGCUUACGGCGAUAACAUGCAGGAAGCCAUUACUCUAGUUUCGAGGUCCGAUACUAGUUCCGUGGCAAAUGCUGCCGGUAUCGCCACGGAAAGUGAAAAUAUACAACAUGAAGAUCCGGAAGUCGAAUCGGAAAAUAGCAGCAGGUUGCACGUUUUGAGGCUGCAGCUCUUGGAGAGGCUGAUAGAGUACCUGCCCAAUUUAAAGAAUGUCGAUGGGGUUAGAGCCAUACCUUUCCUUCAGGUCGUACUCCAGUUAACUACGGACUUAGAUGGUCAUUCCGAGCGUGACCGAAACUGUCUUAAUUCCCUGUUGUCUGCUAUAGUGGCCGAACUACAACUAGACAAGAGAAAUACCGAAUAUAUGUGUACGAGGACUAAACAGAGAGAGGUUCAAUUGAUCCUUAUGAGAUUGCUUAGCGUGUUUAUGCAAAGGAUCAAAACUUCGUCGUCCUCCUCUUCGUCGAGCAAGGUGCCUAUCUCCGACAAUUGUACCUUUGUUUCCCGUACUACAGCCACAGUCCUGCACAAAGCAGAUAUCAUAAAUUACUGCAAUAAACUCCUACAAGCUUUAUUAAGCUACUGGCGCACCUCCACGGAAGAGGACGGUAACUCCAACACAUCGGGAAGCCUUUUGAAGGAACACCUUCCUCAUCCUCCGCCUGACAUGACGCCAUUCUUCCAAAGGCAAUUCGUCAAAGAUAACCAAGACGUUUUCCACAGUUUCCCGCAACUACUCACCGAAAUCGCCUUGAGACUACCGUAUCAAGUACACAGACACUCUGAGGUGUCCGAGUCGAUCAGCAUUGCGUUUGAAAAUUCGUGGUACAACCAUCUGUGUGACUACAUGAUGACGCCGCAUACUCCGUUUGUUAGACGACAAGUACGAAAGUUGUUGAUGUUUAUCUGUGGAAAUAAAGAAAAGUACCGCCAGUUGAGAGAUCUCCACGGUCUAAGAAAUCAUAUGAAGGGAGUGAGGGAAUGUUGUGCGAAAGGAGGGUAUCAGCCGAUGAUGGAUGUACAACACGCUCUAAGCUUACCUUACGACUCUCUUGUUGAGCUCAUAGAACAUUUGAAAUUUUGCGUGGAGGUGGCUCAAAGCCGUACGGGCAACUGGCAACGAUUUUGCAUCAAGGAAGAUGAUGUGAUAGAAUUUUUGUUCAGAGUAAGCUUCUUGCUUGACGACGGCGUGGCACCCACAAUUCUUCAGCUCUUACAGUCGGCGCUGGUUGUAAACUCGGGAAAUACAAAGAAACCAGAAUCGAGCAAAUCUACUACAUCACGAAAAGACCGCGAAAAGUCCGAUGAUUCUGCCAUCGAGGCUGUGUUCGAGGAAUCAAGUUGUGUAACUUUGGUAGAACAAAUCAAUAAGAAUCUUUCCAGGGAAGUAUUUGCUAGAUUUGUGAAAACGUUUAUGUUGGAAACUAACACUACCUUAGUACGUUGGCAAGCGCAUGCUCUGGUCCAGGCUAUCUACAAAAACUCUAAACCGAAAGAACAAGAAUCUAUACUAGAACUGCUGUGGCAACUGUGGCCCCUACUACCGGCUUAUGGGAAGAAAGCCGCUCAGUUCGUUGAUCUUCUGGGUUAUUUCUCACUAAAAUAUACCGAAAAACCAGAGGGGACACCUCAAAUCCCUGAAUAUGUAGAAAGAGCAGUGAGCGUGCUUCGAGCCCAAAACGAAAUGUUAGCUCAUCACCCCAAUGCUAACCUUUACGCUCACAUGAGCCAAUUCGUAGAACUAGACGGUUAUUACCUGGAAUCGGAGCCUUGCUUGGUGUGUAAUAACCCCGAAGUACCUUUCUCUGUAAUAAAAUUAAGUUCUAUCAAAGUUGAUUCAAAAUUCACAACCACAACUCAAAUCGUCAAGUUGCUAAACAGUCACACCAUUAGCAAAAUCACUGUAAGAAUCGGCGAUUUGAAACGUACGAAAAUGGUGAGAACUGUAAACAUUUACUACAACAAUAGAUCAGUACAAGCCGUUGUGGAACUAAAGAACAAACCCGCGUUAUGGCAUAAAGCAAAGAAAGUCAGUCUUCAGUCCGGACAGACAGAAGUUAAAAUAGAAUUCCCCCUCCCGAUCGUCGCUUGUAAUCUUAUGAUUGAGUACGCCGACUUCUAUGAGAACAUUCAAGCUUCGUCAGAAACGCUCCAGUGUCCUAGAUGCAGCGCCUCUGUACCUGCCAACCCCGGAGUGUGUGCGAAUUGUGGGGAGAACGUAUUCCAAUGUCACAAAUGUCGAGCGAUCAACUACGAUGAGAAAGAUCCCUUCUUAUGCCACGCCUGCGGUUUUUGCAAAUACGCCAAGUUCGAUUUUACCUUACUAGCCAAGCCAUGUUGUGCUGUGGAACCUAUCGAGAACGACGAAGAUCGGAAGAAAACCGUGUCCAGUAUAAAUUCCCUUCUUGAGAAAGCCGACAGGGUGUACAAACAGCUGAUUGCGAAUAAGCCAACGUUGGAGUCUCUGGUGUUGAAAAUUACCGAACACAGGUCGGAUAAAAGGCAAGAAGAACCCACUACCAGCACGAAUAAUUCUUCAAACGCUGUGGCUGUCACUACGGGAGCUCAGGUGAAGGUGAAUAAGACGAUACAGAUGUUGGCGCAACAGUAUUGCAAUGAAUGCAAGACGUCGUUCGAGGAACUGAGUAAAAUUAUACAGAAGGUGUUGGUGUCAAGAAAAGAGCUGGUCGCUUACGAUAGAAAGCACAGGGACAUGGAACUUCCUAAAACUACCCCUAUCCUAGGGGACACAAAUUCAGCAUCUACUAUCUGCGUCAAUAACCGUUGCUAUGGCUGCUCUACCGCUGCAACCGAACACUGCUUAACCCUACUAAGAGCCCUGGCUCAUAACCCAACCACGAGACAAGUACUCUGUUCAGAAGGACUGAUCCAGGAGUUGGUGUGGAACAACUUACGCAAAGGCAGCGUCCACAACCAGGAAGAAGUAAGACAGUUGCUAUGCGUUUUGACUAAAGACAAUCCCUCCGCUACCGAGGAACUUUGUAAUCUCUUGAUGGAAAGGAUAACUCUGAGCCUUAACGGUCACGUUAACAGUUCGGAUUUGGGAACGAGCGUCAGACAUGAGAUAGCGCUUUUGGCAGCGAUGGUCCAGAAGGAAGACGAAUGUUGGGAGUUGAAACUGCGGUGCAUGAUGGGGCUUUUCUUGAAAGCUUGUGAGGAUUCGAAGAGUCCUCUGGUCAUGGAGUCUGUCAUUCUGCCGUGUUUGAAGAUAUUGCAGAGUUUGAUGAAACCGCCUGAAAGUAGCAAUACUAAGAAGAACAAGGAAAAAGCAAAUACCGCCACUAGUUCCAAUGCUAAGGUUCCUCUAACUGGAAUAACGGUCGAUGUCUACAAAUUCCUUGACAAGGACGCUGACCAUACUUUUGCCGGGUGGAAAGCUAGACUGCCCAAGAAAUUGGAUAGUAAAUCAUCCAUACCAAAUGGUAAAGAAGAGACGAGGAAGUAUUACCUGGCCGAAAAAUAUGCAAGAAAUUGGAGGAGAAACAUGAGAAGAUCGUUUGGCAACAAUAAACUGAACUUGAACGAUACGUCUUGGCUUAAGGCGGUUAUAUUUAACUCUAGUUCGCGCCUGGCACGACAGGUGGCCUGUAAUAUUAUCGAACUUAUGUGUGGCAGUUUCGAACGUAAAAGAGAGAUCCUCAACCUGCUGACGCAUUUCCUGGUAGAACUAAGGGUAGCAGGUGAAAGUUCUGCGGAAUUUCUCACUCUGUACCAGAAUUUGAUUCAGGAAGCGCCUUGGAAACAGUACCUCACCGUCCAGGGAGUCCUUCUGGUGUUGGCGCAACUGGUAACGGUAGAAAUUGAACAACUUCACCGAUUGGAAGAAACGACGCUGACCUCAGACCUCGCCCAAGGCUACGCCCUUAAUCAACUAACCGAGCUGCUCUCGUCCUUCCUUGAUGACGUGGCUAUCAGGCGACAGUACAAGGGAAGGCUCGUCGGAGCCGUCCUCAACGGAUAUCUGUCUUUGAGGAGGCUGGUAGUGCAGAGGACUCGAUUGAUAGACGACACGCAGGAGAAACUUUUGGAGUUGCUGGAGGAAAUGACUACAGGUACCGAGGAGGAAACGAAGGCCUUCAUGUCCGUUUGCAUCAAGACGGUCGAGAAGUACAGCCUCCAGGACAUACUAACGCCAGUUUUCAUCUUCGAGCGGCUUUGUUCGAUAAUUUACCCAGAAGAAAACGACAUCGGCGAAUUCUUCUUGACCCUGGAGAAGGACCCCCAACAAGAAGACUUCCUCCAGGGGCGGAUGUUGGGCAAUCCUUAUUCGAGUCUAGAGGCAGGCCUGGGCCCCCUCAUGAGGGACGUGAAGAACAAGAUAUGUCAAGAUUGCGAACUGGUGGCUCUUCUUGAGGACGAUAAUGGAAUGGAGUUGUUGGUGAAUAACAAGAUUAUGAGCCUGGAUUUGCCCGUUAAGGAUGUGUAUAAGAAGGUUUGGUUGGCAGAGGGUGGUGAUCACGAAGCGAUGCGGGUCGUGUAUCGUAUGAGAGGGCUCCUCGGGGACGCCACUGAAGAAUUUAUCGAAACUCUUAGUAACAAAUCGCAGAGUACCGUAGAUAAUGAAGAAGUUUACAAAAUGGCGAACGUUCUGGCUGAAUGUGGAGGCCUUCAGGUUAUGGUAACAAGAUUGGGAGCGAUUCAGAGCGUGUUUAGGGCCCGUCCCCUGCUGCAGGUUCUACUAAAGUUAUUCAGGUUGUGUGUUAAAGUGAAUCGUUGCCAAGAAGUGCUUAUACAGCCAGAAGUAGGUGCCAUGGAGGUGUUUUUGAGGACGCUGCAACUAUGUUUAGACAGUGAACCCGAUUCUAGUCAAGCUGCCGUCACAGAACAGCUGUUAGACAUAAUGGAAACGAUCCUAUCGAAGGCCACGAGCGAAUCGUUUGAUCAGUUUGAGAAAUUCUCGCAAACAUUCGGCAGUCCUGAAUAUGUCAAAUCUCUACUAUCCUGUACUAGUCAGUCGAGCGUCAAAAAUAACAAUGCGGUCCUUGUACACCUCACGAGAGUACUAGCGGCUCUCGUGUACGGAAACAAGGAAAAAAUGGAAAUACUCCUCGACCAUUUCAAACCCGUCCUCGAUUUCAAUAAAUACGACUUCGAACACAAUUCCGAUGAGCAACAAAAACUGGAAAUGUUCUGCGUUUUAACGAACGGUAUCGAGAAGAAUGCCAUCGGUAACAGCCUCAAAGACUACAUAAUAUCGCUGGACAUUGUGAAAAACUCACUGGAAUACAUAACAAUGCAUGCGCCAUGCGUGAAACCAACACUUUUAAGGACCGACAGCGACGAACUGAAAGAUUUUAUAUCGAAACCUGCUUUGAAGUAUAUCCUGCGAUUUUUAACCGGUCUGGCCCACAGUCAUGAAAAAACACAAGUUGCCAUUGCAGCUGCCGAAACCAUUCCCAUCAUCCACAGACUGGAACAGGUAUCGUCCGACGAACACGUCGGAUCCCUAGCCGAGAACCUCCUGGAAGCGUUGUGCACCAACCCUGAUGUCGCGAAGCAAAUAGAUGCCGUCAGAGACUUCACCAGAUCGGAAAAGAAACGUCUUGCCAUGGCCAUGCGCGAGAAACAACUGGGACAGUUAGGAAUGCGGACUAACGACAAGGGGCAGGUCACCGCGAAAUCCACGAUACUCCAGCAGAUCGAGGAGUUGGGAGAGGAGUCCGGAUUGGUCUGCUGUAUUUGUCGCGAGGGCUACAAGUAUCAGCCGACGAAAGUUCUCGGGAUCUACACGUUUACGAAAAGAUGCAACGUUGACGAUUUCGAGGCAAAACCGAGGAAGACCGUUGGGUACACGACGGUCAGUCACUUUAAUAUCGUUCACAUUGAUUGCCACAUGAGCGCCGUCAGAUUGGCUAGGGCACGUGAUGAAUGGGAAUCCGCCGCCCUCCAAAAUGCCAACACGAAAUGCAACGGUCUUCUGCCGUUGUGGGGACCGCAGGUGCCAGAGUCCGCCUUUGCCAGUUGCCUAGCCAGGCACAAUACGUAUCUUCAAGAGAGCACGAACCACAGAGACAUAGGACACAGUUCUACCAUCCACGAUUUAAAACUCCUGCUACUGAGGUUCGCCCAGGAAAAAUCCUUCCACGAGGACACGGGAGGCGGCGGACCGCAAAGCAAUAUGCACGUCGUCCCUUACUUAGUUCAUGUUGCACUUUACGUGAUCAAUACAACUCGCGUUAGUAAGCGAGAGGAAUCGAGUUUAAUGUCGUAUCUCGAAGCGAGUAAUACGGAACGGUGGAUAGAGUCGUGCUACGAAGCCGAGGGACCUCUGUAUUGGUCCACGAUGUCCGUUCUCUUGCACUCCGCGGAGCAGUGGAAAAGUCACAGGCUUUCGCACCUCAAAAGGCUGGUAGUUCUCGCACAAGCCAGGCAUUGUCAACCCACCGGCCCCGCUAAGACCCUCUCGGACAAAACUGUUAAGGAAUAUGCCGUUUACAAGCCCUAUUUGGUGUUCUUUGGAUUAGUAGAUGGUAUAUACAGUUACUUCUUUAAGAAUGUGUCCGGACCAGAUGAGCAGUGGCCCAACAACCUUGCGGACUACAUCCGUCAUAACGACGAGUCUCUCAUGAAAUCUUCAGAGAAGCUAUUGGCUUAUUAUACAGAGGAGCUUCUACCCUGUACUUCCUUUCCAGAAUUCUGUGAUGUAGCAGGUUUGUUGGAUGCGAUUACUAAUCCCGAAACCUAUAUAAGUGAUCUUUUUAAUGGUAUAUCUUAAUGUAAAAAUUUUCAAGGGUUUUAAAUCUAAACAAAGGCUGUACUAUGAUUUUAUUAUUUGCUUGCUGCUAGUUUGUAAUGAUUCUAUAAGUAGACCUUUUAAAAUAAAUAAUGCUUGUUGAUGGAGUUUUAGAAUACUAAAUUAUUGUACUAUUAAAUAUUUAAAAAUAAAUUUAUUGGAACUUA